GUGGCUAUCGUCAGUACGCAUUGAUCAAGAAUCGCUUCCUUCACAAAACUUCGGUUCGAUUUUACCAUUCUACCGGCCAUUGAUACCAUUGGAGAAAAAAUUUUGUUCCUUCGUUCUGCUUAAUCGUUGAACAUGACACUUCUGACGACAGUUGGAGUGCUUAUGGUGCUGGCAACAGUAUCUUCGGCUGCCACUAUUCCGAAAUUCAUCACCACCUGUAACCGGAAGGACCCUGACAUGCCGAAUUGUGUAAUCGGAAUGAUAAGCCGCCUUCGGCCGCUUUUGGCAACAGGAAUUCCGGAGUUUCGGAUCCCCGCUCUAGAACCAUUGCACUUGAGGGAGCUGGUAGCUGUCGAAGGAACGGGAAUCAAAAUUUCUGCCAAAGAAAUUGACACCUAUGGCUGCAGCGAUUUCGAAAUCAAAAGACUAAAACUCGACAUGGACAAUUUGUACGCUGAAGCAGACCUCGACCUUCCACAUCUGUUCAUCGAUGGUCUGUACUCUGUCGAGGGUAGGGUGUUGACGCUGCCCGUCACUGCGAGGGGCACGCUGAGGGGCAACUUCACUAGAUGUAAAGGGUACCUCAAAAUGCGGGGAGAGAGAGUGAAAGACGAAAUGGGCGAGGACCAUUUGCGCUGCACGUAUUUCGACGUAAAGCUUUCCGUGGGCAACGGACAUCUCCGUCUAGAAAAUCUAUUCGGGACCGAGCAGUUGCUUGGCGACCUGGUCAAUCAAGUGAUAAACAAUAAUUUAGACACUAUAAUUAACGAACUGAAACCAGCGAUAGAAAAAACUUUGUCCUCAGCUUUCAAAAGAACGGCGAACAAUAUCGUUGAACCUUUCACCUACCAGCAAUUAUUUCCUGACGGUGAAACUGAUACGUCGGGAUAGUUUACACGACUUGAAAUUCCAGGAUAAGUCUCAUUGCCUUUGGGAUAGAUUGAAAAACUUAGACGUAAGAUCUAAAUAUACAGAAAAAUAUUUUUAGAUUGGGUGUACGGAAGAAGUACACGAUAAAUAAUUUUUUCCAUUUUUUUCAUUAUCGAUCAUUUUGUAAGAUGGGAGAAAGGGAGCUCCGUUGAUUCCGUGAUAUCGAUUUUUGAUUAUAUACAGUACCUGUAGAAUAUAAGAUAUUCAGAAAUAAUUGUCAUAUUUUCGGAGAUUUAACUAUUUAAUACACAACAUUUAUAUUGUA
Molecule: messenger RNA, 1195 nt
Organism: Diprion similis
Lineage: Eukaryota; Metazoa; Arthropoda; Insecta; Hymenoptera; Diprionidae
Product: circadian clock-controlled protein daywake-like
Exons: 3
Coding region: 133-891 (252 amino acids)
Source: RefSeq, a predicted model, not a curated record